UUUCAAAAAUCUCGAGGUUUUUAAAGAAAAUUUUAAGAAAACUCGAGGUCUUGCACCCACCAAACUUGGCAGGUCUGCUGUUUACACGACACAAUGGUCCCGGUUACCGUGACGACAAAUGAUGCCUUGCACAUGUGCAUUGGUUGAAACUGACCAAAUCUUCCACUUGAAACUGCGGCGGACAUCAGAAUUUGUAAGAAAUUUUAUGUCCAGGGGACAAUUCACUCUUGCCUUCACAAUUCACUUUGAUUUCCGAAAAACAGAGGACUUCAAGGAGUUUUCACAUAAUAUGAUUUCCACAUCAUGUAUACGAUAUUUUGAUGGAGUGAUUUUCCCCUCGAUCAUGUCGGCGUCAAAUCAAAGCAAAUGGAUACAGAUCUUUUUGGAACCUGUCUCGUGUAAAUGGGGUCUUAAAUUAGCAAAAGCUCAUUCCUUAAAAAAAUUGAAUAUAAGUCGCUUCGAGCUAAUUAACCAAUGCUGCCCAUACUCAAGCCAUAGAGAAUGCUGAAAGAACGAUUGCCUCAAAUUAUCCAAGCCAAACAACCUACACUAACAGGACAAAAGUAUUGCAAUACCCUAAUCAAAAUGGCAUCAAAAAAAUUUGAAGUUUUGUAAACUUUUAACUUUACGAUGAAAUAUUCCCCUCAAAAAUAAGCAUAAUCAUUCUAAACCAGGAAUCAAACUCUUCGAAAUUUAUUGAGGAUUUCGAAAAACUUAGAGUUACAAUAUUAACGUAAGAAAUUUUACAGUUAUAAGAAAAAAUAUCCGCAGUGGUAAAUUCAAGAUAUUGACAAGAUAAGGAGCGAGUAGUUGUGAUAAAACUUCGUGUAACUGGUCUCUCGACUCUAAAGAUUUAGCAACUUUUUAUAGAAAAUGAUAGCAAAAUAGUGAAAGUUUAGGAAACAACAAAUGAAGUUAUUAGCUCUGACUCUUUUAGCCUCGAAAUUCUCCAAUAAAACUUGGAUAAUUUUUUUGGUACAUUUAGGCCUAUAUAAAUUAGUAAAUCAUGAAUUAGCGACGUGCGAGUUAAUGCAGUGAAACAUUUCAAAAUAAUGCAUAACAGUUUCUUUGGUGGAAUCAAAUUAAUGCUAGUAAAAUGAGGAAGGCACUUUUUAUCAUAAAAAGUUAUUAUUGCGUGAUCCGCCAUUAAUCGCCUUCGCAGGUGUUGCCAUACUUUUGUCCUGGUAGUGUACAUAUAUCAUGCACAUUAUGAGCUUCAAACACUGCUGUUUAAUUACUUCUAUGUCAACAGAAAAGCGAAAUAAAAAGGCGCACAGAUAAGAAUGAAAGCAAAAUUUGAACUUGUGCAAUAAACUAUGUUAUUUAAAGAGAUGAGAAGCAAAUAACGUCGAAGAAAUUGGAAAACUUCUAAUUAGCUUGACAAAAUAGCAUUAGUUAUCAGUCAAUAUUGUUGAGGUUGAUUGAUUGGUUUAGAAAUAAUGCUUUCUUAGAAUCAUUUGCCGCAAGAAUUUUUAAUCAGCACUAUGAACAGUAAAGGUUUAUAUAAUCCGUUUUUACACUUUCAAUUCAACUCUUCAGCUCCUAGUUUCAGCAUCUGUCUAUCGCAAUCAAAAUAAAAAAUGGCGAUUGCAACUAUCUUGAUAGGUUUUUGCAUCUCAUUGAUUCAUUCUGUGUGCAGUGAAGAAAGAUUUGUCACAAAAGUCUUCGAUAAUAAAAGGUCUUUGUGCCCAGAUUUGGUUAAAAAAGUUUACACAGUGACAAGUGAAAUGCAGUGCAUUCACAGAUGUACGAGGAACAAAGAUUGCAGCAUCAUAAACUACAGCAAUGAAGAUGACGUCACAGAAAACUGUGAAGUGUUCAUCGGUGGCCACUGCUCGAGCAAGGAGGAAUCCAAAAGAUGGAAAUCUAGUGUUGUUAAGAGCAAGUUGUUUCCAGUGGCAAAAGAAACAGUUUUCAAGAGUUGCAGAGAAGCAUUUUUGGAAGGAAAAAAUACAGAAUCCGGAGUGUACACUUUGGAGUCGGGCCGUCAUUUCUGCAACAUGAGUGAUAUUCCAAAUUGCGGAGGAGGUGGAUGGACACUUGCGAUGAAAAUUGAUGGAACAAAGGGCACAUUUUCUACUGGAUCAGUUUAUUGGUCAAAUGGUGAAGUUUAUAAUACGGAGUUGGGGAUCAAAUCCUUCUAUGAAAACGAAGCAAAGUUCCCUGCCUUCAGCAAUGUGGCAUUUGACGAGAUCUGCAUUGGUAUGAAGGCAUCAUCUGUUGUGAAUUGGCUGCGUUUACCAGUAAAAAGUUCCUCCCUGCUUGCUAUUUUCAACCCUGGUACCUAUAUACAAACCAACCUUGGAAGGUCGGCUUGGAAAAACUUGCUUCUAUCAUCUUCAUUGCAACGUAACUGCAAUCGUGAAGGAAUCAAUGUGAAGAACGAUGCAGGAGUGAUUAUGGCAAGAAUUGGUCUCAUUGCUAACAAUGAAGAUGAGUGUGCUUCUCCUGACUCGUUCUUUGGAUUAGGGAUUCCAAUAAUCGUAUGUGGCAAUGAAGCACUAGACAGUCCAUAUGUUGACAAUGGCAAAGUAAGAAUCAGUGCCAUGGGCUUUGUUCUGAUCAAAUGAACAUGAAUCUGGUCUAAGGCACUUAGAAACAGUUUACUGUAUCAGAGUUUUUU
Messenger RNA from Rhopilema esculentum, 2623 nucleotides. RefSeq lists its product as uncharacterized. Lineage: Eukaryota; Metazoa; Cnidaria; Scyphozoa; Rhizostomeae; Rhizostomatidae. The record is from RefSeq and is a predicted model, not a curated record. Gene Ontology annotation, molecular function: oligosaccharide binding.